AUGACCAAUCCUCAAACCCCACUCUCCCCCUCCCACUUCCACCGCAUAACCAACACCGCCAACCCCUCCAACCCCACCCUCGACAUCGUCAACGACCACGGCACCCAAAGCAGCACUGGCCUCCUCAAACUAACCCGCGAAGGUUACUACUCAGGCCAAUACUGGGCCUUCAUACCCUCAGCCUCAGACCCCAAUGCCGUCCGCCUCCGCACAUGGUGGCUAGGCCCAAACCGGCUCCUCGAUGUCUACGCAGACGACACGUCGAAAGCGCUGUUGAGGCGGGCGGACGACACACCGCAUGCGCUUGAUUGGAAGGUGGGCGAGUGGGGCGAUGGGACGUGGUGGAUUGGGAAUGAAGUGAGUGGUGUACUGAAGGUUAUGGAUGUUGGUGGGGAGGACGGGAGGAGGGUUGUGUUGAGGGAGAAGGAUGAGGGGGUUAAGACGCAGAGGUGGAGGAUUGAGGUUAUCAGGGAGAUUAGUGAGGACGAGUUUUAUGAUAGACCUGCUACACCAGGGGAGGGAGAGGGCUGCUAG
Messenger RNA from Alternaria hordeiaustralica, 534 nucleotides. RefSeq lists its product as uncharacterized. Bases 1 to 534 code for a protein of 177 amino acids. NCBI's taxonomy places the organism in Eukaryota, Fungi, Ascomycota, Dothideomycetes, Pleosporales, Pleosporaceae. The transcript has a single exon. The record is from RefSeq and is a predicted model, not a curated record.